AUGAUAUCUGCCACAUUGGAAUAUGAACAAAUUGUUGAGGCCUGUUUGCGCUUAAUACAGAACCGACUUGCUUGCCGAUACACCUUUUACGAGUUUCCUAAAGAGAAAGUUGAUGCUGGAGUAUUUCAGAGUGUAUUUCUCUGCUGUCAAACAUCAGAUGACGCAUCAGGUCCCAAAACACCCCUCCGUCUGGAUGAAUUGGCCAGUUUCAGUGUUCAUGCCUCAACUGAAAAGAGUCCUAACUGGAAGGUUUCCGCCGCCAGUCUUCACUGCAUCCCUCGUGCCUUUCCAGACGCUGCUGGCACAGCCCUCUUUGGCAUCUGUAUACCCAUAGCCGGCUCUCCUGACGCCUCAGGUUUCAGCAUCGAAGUGACCGCAGAACCCUCACUGCCAGCCUCCUUGUGGAGAUCGGUAGUCAUAAAUCUGCCGCGGGUAGAUAGGCUCUACCUCGUGGCCAUCACAUCGACCAAUGUCCUUGAGAUGUCCACCUCCCAGGGUGGGUCCGACAGACUGCUGCUUCACUUAACCGUUAAUUGCCACCGCGGUGGCGGCGCAGAACGUGUGCUGCUUCCGUGUCCUCUGACACUUUCUCUGGUGCGACUCCUUGCGGGCGACUACGAUCCGCCCGUCCGAGAGGCAGAUGCCAGUAGCGUGUUAAGGUGGACAGCAAUUGCGGCUGCUGUGAAUCCAUGCCUGCUCUCGCUGCAGCCGACUUCCUCGACGAAACAACAUCUCCUAUCAUCAUCAUCAUCAUCAUUGGCGCCGGCAUUGGAGUUCUUGCUGCGUGACCACACCACUGAACGUCUCAGCAGUGCACAGACGUGGACUUGGCUGCCAAAAGGUCUUCUUACGGGUUGUUGCAUUCGUGUACACGAACGCGACGAUCAUGCCUUACUGCAGCUUCUUGCUCCCCCAAAACUCCUCCCGAUUGUGACCAAAUGUCUAUUGUCUCAGCGCUUCUCCGAGCAGACUGGCAUCUCUCUUUCCAGAUGUGAGUCUAAGAUCGCCGAUCAAACCAAAGGCAUGAAGCCCCAACUUCGUUGUAUCUUGCUCGCAUUGCUUGAGGAGGUGCGGCGGACGACUGAACUGCUGAAAGCCUCCAUUGGGGAAAUCAUGCAGGAGCGCGUGCCCCUCAUGACAGACAUCACACCGCUGGCCAAUAGCCUCACAGCGGCUGAUACUGUUUCUGAUUGGCGGUCUCGCGCCACCGCCACUGAACUUGAUUGGUCGCUUCUGAAGGUCAUUCUGCUGAAAAAGAGUAGCCUUCUGGUUCAGCUGGCCCACGCUAGGCUGCGUUCUGACGAGCUUAUGCAGCGCUUUUGCCUAAACUGA
Dibothriocephalus latus is the source of this 1332-nucleotide messenger RNA. NCBI's taxonomy places the organism in Eukaryota, Metazoa, Platyhelminthes, Cestoda, Diphyllobothriidea, Diphyllobothriidae. The record is from the annotation of a GenBank genome assembly.